CACAAACGCCAGCCAGCGUUCUGCGUAGUCAAGCCUGCGUUUUCAGUUUUCGGAGGUUUUAUCAAACUUUUAGCUAGCUAAUGUAACUUAGCUUUUACCUUACCUUUACUGAGUGGUUUUAGCCAAGACGAUGGACGUAUUACUCGAGGCACAAACCAAACCGCUUUCUAUACUGUCUGCAUUUAGUUACGUCCCACCACGACGAAAGGAAGAAAUGUCGUACUUUAACAAAGGCUCCAAGGCCCCAGAAGUGUUCACGUACGACCAAGUGUUCCAACAGGAAGAGGGUUAUGACAUGAGACUGCACCGAGAUGACAGAAAACACUUUAAAGCAAGAGGACUGGACAUAAACGAGGAGGAGAAGUCCAGAGCCGUACCGGUGCGCACCUCUGCAGAAUACGGCCGCCGUCCUGUUCCCCUCACCUACCAAACAAGCCGGCAGCACUCGCGCGUGGCUUGCAUAAAAGCAGACUUUUUCAAGAAAAAUGGAAUCGUCUGGAAUGUGGCAGAAGGCUACGGAUCAGUGGUCCCUGAUUGAGUGUUUGUUCUCACUGUGAAAAGAAUAAACUAGUGUUGUAGUGUGUAGAUUGUACUUGAUGGGUCCACAGUAAAAAAAAACAAAAACAUUUCAACCAUCAUUUAAUCAGAUGGCGUUUGAUUAUGGUAUAUUAUUGUAUUCUAGUUAGUCAUCAUUAGCAAGACAAAUUGUUAUUUGAAGUGAAAUAUUAUCUGUCAAAAGACCUUAAAGAAUACAUCAAAAUAUGAAGACGGUGACAUUUUCCAGGAAGCUCAGCUACAUUUUCUAUGGCUGAAAUCACUUAAUCAGUAUGAGCGUUAUUUAAAGGUGCAGGUGAUAGAGACAGUCCAACAAUGUGUUCCAGUUAUUGCAGCACAUUAUAUCAAAGAUCAUUCUUGGUGUUCGUAUUUCUGCCUUCAGUAUAAUGGUUGCUUUUAUUAAGAGAAUGAAUGUUCUAGAUGACAGGCCUAAUGUGAAAAUUUAAACUGACUUCCAUACUGACUUCUCUAUUGAGCCUUCCACUUACUACUGAAAGCGAGACUAAGAUUAAUUUACAUAAACUGCAGAAAUUACAGAGUUGCUUCGACCAAACACCCAAUCCUUCAUACACACCGUCUGUACUUGAUCUCCUUUGGCAGUUGAUUUUUUUGUUACCCCUGCUUUAUGUAAAUACACUUCUUUCUCCGCAUCACUUACCUCUUUGAUUUGCAAGUUCUUGGAUUCUUUUUGUGUAUAAAUUCUGAACCCACGCAACUGAGACUCCUACAUAAUAGGAUUUGUUUUUAGCACAGACAUCUCUCAUUUGCUUCUGCCUUUGUACUCUGGCAGAAAUAGACCAUUUAUUCUUGGAAAUUAUACAGUAUUUGAAUCUGUUUGUUGGUGUUCAAACUGCAGUGUUUAUUUAAGAGGAUUAGGAGCUAAUACAGAAGGUGAAAGGGAGAAAAAGAAAAAUAGCUGAGUAAAAUGCAAAUGUCUUCUAAAUUAGUAUGUGGUCACAAAAGCCUGUCUAAAACAAUGGUUUCACACCUCAAACGGCAGAUUCAUCCUCAGAGAUUUCAGAAGUGUUAACAGUGACAAUUGGUAUUUGUAAGCCAGAGGGUAUACCGUCAUGUGAUAUAUUUAAGGGAAUUGUUCGACAUUUUGAGAAAUACGCUUAGAGAAUUUUGCUUCCUCACAAAUAUUCUCUCUAUUGCUUUAAAAAAGAUCAUAUACUUUUAAAGAUGCUGUUAUUAGAGCUACUGUACAAAAUAGUGACCAGUAUUACUAAUGCAUUCUGGCAUGUUUG
This is a messenger RNA of Perca fluviatilis (European perch), 1802 nucleotides long. RefSeq names its product chromosome 13 C5orf49 homolog (gene cfap90). Bases 131 to 538 code for a protein of 135 amino acids. Lineage: Eukaryota; Metazoa; Chordata; Actinopteri; Perciformes; Percidae. The transcript is spliced from 3 exons. The record is from RefSeq and is a predicted model, not a curated record.